AUGGCAGGGAGCUGCUUAUUCAGCUAUAGGACAAUAAAAUACGUUGUCACCAACGACAAGAAAGUUGGCAUUUUAUAUAGAGUUUUACAAUUAUCUAUCAUCGGUUACGUAAUUGGGUGGGUAUUUUUGACUAAGAAGGCCUACCAGGAGACGGAGGAGGCUGUCCAGAGCUCUGUUAUAACAAAAGUGAAGGGGGUCGCCACCGCAAACACCACUGAUUCCGGCAUGGGUUUUUGGGGUCCGGAGGACUACGCCAUCCCACCACAGGGUGGCAGCGUUCUUUUCAUUGUAAGUAGUUACAUCGAGUCGCCAAACCAGACGCUUCGUUCCUGUCCGGAGAGCCCCCAGGUGCUGGAUGGCCACUGCAGUGGUGAUGAGGACUGUCAGAAGGGAGUCAAGGUGGUUGCUGGCCACGGAGUUAAGAGUGGCCGAUGUUUGAGAGAGGAUCAAAACUCCAAGGGUACCUGUGAAAUACAUGGCUGGUGUCCCGUCGAAAAUCACUCUGCAUCAGCAAAGACUCUGUUGUCAGAUGCUGAAAACUUCACCAUCCUCAUCAAGAAUUUCAUCCACUUCCCCAAAUUUAGUUUUUCAAAGUCCAACAUCGAUAACACAACCGAUGCGUCCUAUUUGAAGAAAUGCCAUUACCAUGAGGUCCGCGACCCUUACUGCCCCAAAUUCCUCCUGGGGGACAUUACCAGAAGAGCUCAACACAACUUUACGGACAUGGCCUCACUUGGCGGCUCCAUCGGUAUUCUCAUAGUGUGGGACUGUGACCUUGACAAAGGCAUUAACAGCUGCCUUCCACAAUACCACUUCAAGCGCCUGGACCUCAAUUUAUCAAACACAAAAGGAUAUAACUUCAGAUACACUCGCUAUUACAAAGACGCAAAUGGGAAGGACUACCGGACCUUGUAUAAAUUCUUCGGUGUGCGGUUUGAAGUGAUGGUGUACGGACGGGCUGGCAAGUUCAGUAUUAUCCCAACAGUCAUCAAUAUAGGCUCAGGACUGGCUUUGAUGAGUGGUGGAGUUUUCAUCUGCGACUUGGUCCUUCUCUUCCUGAGCAAGAAUCGCAACGCUUAUCGGGAGAGGAAAUAUGAAGCAUUCCGUGAUGAAGACAGAAAGGAGGGGCAAAACCUGGCUGUCCUGACAUCGUAGCUGUAACUGCUACGGCCACAACUUUGCAGGGUGUAAAUUGAGCAGCUUUUACCUCAGCAUGGAGGAUCAGAGAUGAGAAGUGACGGGGUAUUUUCAGUCGUCAUAAUUGUUACCUCUGUCAAACAAUCCACAGCUUGAAACAAGAAAACAAAAACAAACAAAAAAACAACAACAUAAAAUGUUGUACUG
Messenger RNA from Myripristis murdjan (pinecone soldierfish), 1344 nucleotides. RefSeq names its product P2X purinoceptor 5-like. The transcript is spliced from 12 exons. Lineage: Eukaryota; Metazoa; Chordata; Actinopteri; Holocentriformes; Holocentridae. Gene Ontology annotation, cellular component: plasma membrane. The record is from RefSeq and is a predicted model, not a curated record. Gene Ontology annotation, molecular function: purinergic nucleotide receptor activity; extracellularly ATP-gated monoatomic cation channel activity. Gene Ontology annotation, biological process: response to ATP; calcium ion transmembrane transport. Bases 1 to 1155 code for a protein of 384 amino acids.